Passer domesticus (house sparrow) is the source of this 3567-nucleotide messenger RNA. RefSeq names its product urotensin 2B (gene UTS2B). Gene Ontology annotation, molecular function: G protein-coupled receptor binding; hormone activity. Gene Ontology annotation, cellular component: extracellular region. The record is from RefSeq and is a predicted model, not a curated record. The transcript has 5 exons. Lineage: Eukaryota; Metazoa; Chordata; Aves; Passeriformes; Passeridae. Gene Ontology annotation, biological process: regulation of blood pressure; blood vessel diameter maintenance. The coding region runs from base 2648 to 3031 and encodes 127 amino acids.
GCUGGUGCAGCUGGAUUUGGUGGCACUGCUUGAACCAAGUUUUCUCUGUUCCUGCCCUCUGGGCUGUUGACCCUUGUCAAUUUUCCAGUUUGGUUGUAUUGGGUUACCUGAAGUCUGAGUUGCUUUGUGGAAAGAGAAACUUCUGCAUGAAGGGACAGACUGGGAUCAUGGGAGGUAGAGAUGGAGCUCACAUCUUCAUGUUCUCGUUAUCCUUGAACUCCAGACACAAGUGGAUGAUUAUCAAUGACAUUAUCAGUUAUCAGACAUUAUCAAUGAGUCAAGUAAUAGAAUUACUGUGGAGAUUGCAUUGUUUUCCUAUGGAAAAUAAAAUCCAUAAGAACAAUAAAAUGUAAUAUUAUUUCCAGCACCUGGACUAAUGGGGUAAAAGCAAAGGAUUUUUCUACAUGGGAGCCUUAGAGAAGCCCAACAGUACAAAACAAUUAUCCCCUAACUUCAAAAAAUAAAAAAAUUCCACUAGUGCCUGGAAGAAACUGCGAGGCUUCUCUCCACCAACCCAUCCCCUGAAAGCCUCCACUCCUCACAGCAUCCAGUCGUCUUCCUUCUCAAACAUAAAUGCUGCAUGGCAGUUCCACACCUUCACCAGAGCCAUCACUUGAAAGGUCUGGCACUCUCUCUCCAUGAGUUGCUUUGGGGGCUGAACAGUUGCAAUGAUCCAGAACUGAAGAUUCUCUGCAGUGAAAGAGGAAAUCCUAGGAAUAGCUCAACUUCCUGAAAGAGCCUGCCAAUAGCCCAUGAGAUCUUGUAUCCAAAGGUAGGGAAAAACAGUCAGAGAUCUGUGGAUUUUACAUAAACUUAGAUGAGAAGAAGAAACUCACUUUCUGUAUCCAGGCAAAGUCAAUUUCACAGCAGAUCUCAAGACAAAUUGAGAUUUAGCCAUUUAGGACUAAAUAAAAAUAGACUUGACCUUCACUUAGGGGUAUAGUUUUAAGUCAGAGCUGCUAUUUUCCAGACUGGACUCCUGUGCAAAUCAAGUUAUGGCCUCUGCUUCAUGAGAGCUGCUCACCUCUGACCAGUUUGAAACUGGCACCUUAGGAAGAUGGAGGUGGCUGGAAAAUUGUUCCAAUAGGACAUAUGUGUCCCUCAGUCCAAACAGAACUUUGUGAAAAAGGUGAACCCUUCAGAUAGCUGUCCACUAGUUCCAAAGUCUGAGUUUGGUUAAUUUGUACAUAUUACAUCUCCAGACAAAAUUUUUGAGUGUUUUCUCAGUAGAAAACUUUUCAUUAAUGAAAGCAUCACAUUUACUUUUAUAGGCAUAUCCCACAAAAAAAUCUAAGCUUCUCCCCCUCCAUUUUUGUUAAUUAUAUAUAAAAUAAUAAAAUAUUACAAGGGUUAUUGAAAGGCUUGUCAUUCAUUUCCUAUCCAAGGCACAGAACGAGUUGUAGGGGGAGCUGGGGACCAGAAGCCAAAAGCCCAAACAUGGAAAUGAUACUGUCUUUUAGUUGAGAUGAAGAGCAGGUACCAUCAAAUGAAGCUAUCUUGGGUAAUCUGGCAUGAUGUGGUGUCAAAAAAGCACACACAGUGAGUCACUAGGAGUGUAUGUACAAAUCAGAGCUUGCCCUGAUCCUCUCCCCCGUCCCACCACGGGGGGAGUGAGCUGGCAGCUCUGUGGUGCUUGCCUCCUGGCUGGGCUUAAACCACGACAAGUACAGAUGAUUCAGUUCUGCAGGAAGAGAAGUGAAGAACAAAGCCUAGCACUGUUAGUAUUACAAUAUUUUUCUUGGUAAGGUUGUUGUGGAAAAGUAGCAGCAGGUCCCUGAUCAAUAGUGAUGGAUAGGCAACAAAUGGAAGUCAAACCAAAAUGUAGUCAUGGCCUGAGAAGACAUGGAAUAUAUGCAAUGUGUCUCAGCACUUUGCUCUAAAAUUAUAGAACAAGGCUGUGUAGCCAGAACCAGCAUCUGACCUUCCACUUCUUUUUUUUUCCCAAGAAAAAAACUGAAGACUCUUGCCCAUCCUUGACGUAUUCCAUACCUACUGCCAAAUCUGCACUCCCCCACUCAGACAUAAUCCCAAAAUAGGGUGUGAUGCCUUUCCCGUUGACAAAGCCAUAAGUCACAGUGAGCAAGACACACUCAACGUUCUCCAAUCAGUUAAAUGAAAAGAGCUCUCCCCCUCUGUUUCCCACCAUUUCAGUACUCAUUAUAUCUCACAUUAAUUAAUACAGGCACUAGGAAGUGAGAUGAUAAAUUACAAAACCCCAUUAACCCGAUUCUGUCCAAACUGGUAAAAUAUGGCAGCUUGUACAUUAGACAAAUCUUCCUUGCUAACGUGGGAGUCCUCAUGCCUGAACUCUGUUAAAGCAACAGCCCCGAAAAAGUAUUUUUAAUGUGUGUAUGUAUGGAAUGUCUAUCAACGUGCGUGAACAGUGCACGCCUGUGGGAACAUCAGAAUUCAUUAGAUCAGUCUGAUAUGAGAUACAUUGAACAGGUUCCAUCUGACUUAUGUUACUGGGCUGUUCUGUCCACUCCCAGCGGAGUGAAUCAUAUUGACAGGUUGAAUUAUAUCUCAAGAGAUAUUUUUCUCCCCUCCUCCAAAGGCCAUUUGCAAUCACGGCACAUCCACUGCCUCUUAAAAGUGAGCUCAUCUGGCGCUGGUUGCAUUGAAGUCCUCCACCGUGCCUGAAGGAAGGAUGCUUUUGGGCUCUGGGAACGUGGAGAAGAUGUGGUCUGCCCAGCUGUGUCUGGGAGUGCUGACCAUCCUGACCAUGGCUCUGUGUGUCCCGUCAACACAUGGAGACCCUUUUUUACUCCAAGAGAACCGAGUGCUUCCAGAGAGAGAAGACACAAAUCAUGAGAACACAUUGCUGACUCUGCUUCUUAAUAAGAAAUUUGCCUGGCGGAGGCCAGAAAAUAUUGACUGGGAGCUGGCAAAGAAAUUUGAAGAGCUUGAAGAGCUGGAGAAGUUGAAGGAUCAGCUCUCAGCUGAGGAUGGGUCAGAGGUGGCCUAUGCCUUGGAAAGUCUCUCAGCAUCCCAGCCCAAAAAACGCGCCUGCUUUUGGAAAUACUGCAUCUGAAGGCUUGUCAGGACUGGAGGAUGAAGAUGAGCCCUUCCCCAAACCGCCUUGCUGGGUAUUAACAUGUUGAGUUUGUCCUGUUCCCUCAUCGUGCUGCUAUCUGGAAGCCAUCCUCCAUGAGUGCACCACAGCCAAGCCUGGCAGGGACUGUGACAGGAGCUGGCAGCCCACUGCCACUCUCUGCUGUUCCUUUCUUCCAGGUUUAACCUGCCAUGGUCUUCUGCUCAGAAGAUGCUUCCCAACUUUCUGUGCUGUCCUGUGUGUGCCAUUCAGGCUGCUGCCACUGCACAUUCUCCCCCUUCUCACCAGUCCCCUGAGGCACUGAGCACUAACUCAGCUUCCCCGGGCUUGGGGCUCUGCCCACACCUGCAGACAUUGCUCUCAGCGGUGUCUGGGUUUCCUGUCACCUCCUGAGCAGGUCUGUGCUGCCCUGGUGGUGCUGUUGGGACAAGAAGGCAGGCUGGGUGUGAUGUGGAGGGCUCAGGGUCGGAUUGCUGAGCCAAAGCUGCUCCUCGCCGUGUCCCACAGUGUGCACA